Motacilla alba alba is the source of this 1402-nucleotide messenger RNA. RefSeq names its product heart and neural crest derivatives expressed 2 (gene HAND2). The transcript has 2 exons. Gene Ontology annotation, molecular function: RNA polymerase II transcription regulatory region sequence-specific DNA binding; DNA-binding transcription factor activity, RNA polymerase II-specific; protein dimerization activity. Bases 22 to 675 code for a protein of 217 amino acids. The record is from RefSeq and is a predicted model, not a curated record. Gene Ontology annotation, biological process: heart development; regulation of transcription by RNA polymerase II. NCBI's taxonomy places the organism in Eukaryota, Metazoa, Chordata, Aves, Passeriformes, Motacillidae.
GGGGUGCUCUAGGGAGCGGGGAUGAGUCUAGUGGGCGGCUUCCCCCACCACCCGGUGGUGCACCAUGAGGGCUACCCUUUCGCUGCCGCCGCCGCUGCCGCCGCCGCCGCCGCCACCCGCUGUGGCCACGAGGAGAACCCCUACUUCCACGGCUGGCUCAUCAGCAGCCACCCGGAGAUGUCCCCCCCCGACUACAGCAUGGCUCUGUCCUACAGCCCUGAGUACGCCAACGGGGCGCCGGGCAUGGACCACUCCCAUUACGGGGGGGUGCCGCCCGGGAACGGCCCGCCCGGGCUCGGGGGGCCCCGGCCGGUGAAACGCAGGGGCACGGCGAACCGCAAGGAGCGGCGCAGGACUCAGAGCAUCAACAGCGCCUUCGCGGAGCUGAGGGAGUGCAUCCCCAACGUGCCCGCAGACACCAAGCUCUCCAAGAUCAAAACGCUCCGUCUGGCCACCAGCUACAUCGCCUACCUCAUGGACCUGCUGGCGAAGGACGACCAGAACGGGGAGGCGGAGGCUUUCAAGGCAGAGAUCAAGAAGACAGACGUGAAGGAAGAGAAGAGGAAGAAAGAGCUGAACGAAAUCUUGAAAAGCACAGUUAGCAGCAACGAUAAGAAAACCAAAGGGAGGACUGGCUGGCCGCAGCAUGUCUGGGCUUUGGAGCUCAAGCAGUGAGCACGGCAGGACUGGAGGAGCCGUCCUCUUAGCCUCGGUAGUGAGCUCUCCUCUGAGGACUCUUUGUAUUUGGAAUAAUCCAGUUUAUUUAUGUGCAAUUUCUCCCCCAACCCCCCAAAAUGUGGAUAUUUGAAGGAGAGGGAAAAAGCAUUCCAUAUAUGAAGAGGAAACUCCAGCUUGGUAAGGGGUAAUGUCUCUAAAUGUUUCGUGAAUGUUAUUUGCUCUGUAUAGAACACGUGGGGAAAACAGAACCAUAGAAAAGAAAAAAAAAAUCCCUCCCUGGCAUUAGUGUGUAUGUGAAGUGUAUCUUUAAUACUUGGCCUUUUGGAUAUAAAUAUUCAUGGGAUUAUAAAGCUAUAUUUCAACAGAAGCAGUUGCACCAAUGUUUCGAUUGACUCGGUAUUUAGUGUUGUAAUUUUGUUGUGGUCGUUCAGUAUUUGAAGAUGUUUUCAACAGUUAUUGGUUAUGUGCACUUCCGUCCGUAAGGGAAAAAGUGGAAUCUAAUUAAUAUUGAAGGUGUAAACGUUGUAAGUACUCAAUAAACCACUGUGUGUGUUUUUUACAAAACAAAAGAAAAAAAAAAAGAAAAAGAAAAAAAAAAGAAAAUCCAAAUCUUUUUAUGUUUUAUACCUCAAAAUGUUUUGAAUAACAGCGUUGUUUAUGGCUUUUUUUUUUCAUAAUAUUUAAAAUAUUCGGAAGUAAACUAAAUUAUAAAGAUGGCUCCUAA